Messenger RNA from Chenopodium quinoa (quinoa), 1056 nucleotides. RefSeq lists its product as uncharacterized. Gene Ontology annotation, biological process: DNA repair; telomere maintenance. Lineage: Eukaryota; Viridiplantae; Streptophyta; Magnoliopsida; Caryophyllales; Amaranthaceae. The record is from RefSeq and is a predicted model, not a curated record. Bases 1 to 1056 code for a protein of 351 amino acids. Gene Ontology annotation, molecular function: DNA helicase activity. The transcript has 7 exons.
AUGCCUUUUGGCGGAAAAGUGGUUGUUUUUGGUGGAGAUUUUAGACAGGUUCUGCCUAUUUUGCCUCGUCAAACCCAAAAAGAGGUUGUUGGUUCAGUUGAAAAUUCUUAUGUGCAGCUUCCAGAUCAUAUAAUUAGAUACUAUACUCCUGAUGAUGAUCCUGUUUCUACAUUGGCUGCAACAAUAUUCCCUGAAAUUAAAGCCCUAGAGUUUGAUAGCAGCAUUUUUAAUGAAAGAGCAAUCAUCACACCUAUGAAUGAAGAUGUUGAUACUAUAAAUAAGCAUAUGAUUAGUAUGUUUCCUGGAAUAUCUACUACAUAUAUGAAUCCUCGGUAUGUUCCUCUAGACAAGCUUACUCCCAAAUCAAAGAAAUACAAGAUUAAAGUAAAAGUCAAGGAAAAAUCUCCUGCAAAAUUUCCUGAGAACAAAAAGGCUUUCCAGAAACUUGUAUUUGAAGAUGAUGAGGGCAACACAAUCAGGGGUACUUUGUUUGAUGAUGAAAUAGAGAAUUUUCAGAAUAUCCUAGAACAUGAGAAAGAGUAUAUCAUAGCAGAUGCACCUAUAAGAAACACGAAUCCACUGUAUCGUCACAAAGAAGGUGACUACUAUUUGUCAUUUGGAGGAUCAACUGCAAUUCAGUCACUGAAUCCUAAUUCUGGUCUUGUGAUGCCAAAAUACAUUCCUAUUGCUGAAGUUCCACCAACAAGUAGUCCUGAUGAUUGUUUUGACAUCCUUGGAGUUGUUGUCUACUUGGAAGACACAAAAAAGAAGAAGGCUGCUGGUGGCUAUGAAUUUGAUGUGCGCGAUGUUAUUGUUGUUGAUGAUAGCAUGCAAAAGGUUGGUGAUGGACUUGUGAUUUCUUUGUAUGGAGAGCUUGCUACUAAGGACUGUGCUCAAUUAUCAGCUUGGAUAUUAGAGAAUCAAGAUCGUGUUUCUGAUCACAUGGGUCAUCAUCUAUCAAGUAGGGAAGGAAGUAGUUCUGAGAUUAUUACGACUGUUAAGGAUUUGAAUAAGAAGACAGUAAGUAUGCUUACUUUUAUUGUAUAUACAAUUUAG